This is a messenger RNA of Pseudomassariella vexata, 1764 nucleotides long. RefSeq lists its product as uncharacterized. The coding region runs from base 1 to 1764 and encodes 587 amino acids. Lineage: Eukaryota; Fungi; Ascomycota; Sordariomycetes; Amphisphaeriales; Pseudomassariaceae. The transcript is spliced from 2 exons. The record is from RefSeq and is a predicted model, not a curated record.
AUGGCUAGGGACGUUCGUCAAAGCUUCCCGACCACUCCCGUCAAGGCUUCGAAGCGUCGGGGCUCCGAUACUUCGUCGUCGCUGAGCAACUUGUCCGACGACGAUGGCUAUUCCGGCGUGGAUGCCAUUAGUGACGAAGAUGACGAGGAGGAGGAUGUAGAUGCGGCCGAGGAAGAGCAUAUCAUAUCCCAUGUAUAUCAAAGCUCUCCUCGGCCGGUUAUGGAAGCAGAAGAAGAAGAAGAAGAAGAAGAAGCGGAUGACGACGAAGACGAAGCAGAUGAUGAAAAUGAAGACGAGGAGGAGGACGAUGAAGAUGACGGAGGCAACGAUAGUGCCAGUUGGGAAGGUUUCAUGGACGACGAUGGUGUUGCCCCAGCUCAUCAAGAUAAUACAAGCAGUCAUGUACCCGACCCGGGGACGACGUCUCCGCGCCGCGUUCGUUUUGACGUGCCCGACUCGGACGGAGAAUCCACCGACACGGACGACGACUUGGAUGUAGGCUUCUUUCCUGACAUUUUCGUCGAUCAGAACGCACUCGACCCAUCUUUCCGUCGUGAGAUUGAACAUGACGAAGAUGAGGGUAAUUCGUCGGAAUCCAUCUCUUUCUGGGACUUCCAUGAGAUGCCCGAGGACUUCGAUGAUGCCGAUUACAUGAUUAACGAGCCCGACUCCGAGAUGGACCCGGCCGUGAUUGCAGCUUUCGAGGAAGACGACAGCACUCCCGUCGCAACUCCUUUAACUAGUCAAGAGAUCUCCACCACCGUCUCAACGCCCAUGCCAUCGCCUGAGGUCGACGACCUGUCCCUCGAUGGGUACGAAAGCGACGGUGAGACUACCGAGGAUGAAGAUCCCCCGGAGCCCAUUAGACGCAAGGCUAAAGUCGAGGAGGAAGCCUCUGACUCGGACGCCAUCACGCUCAUCAAGCCUCGCCGUGGAAAACCCCGUGUUGGGCGUUUCAACCUUGAUAGUACCGGGACAAAACCUGUCGCGGUCGUCAAUCCAAAGACCGGCAAGUUGAUGAUUUUCACUCCCCAAAGACUCAGACGGCUUGAUCUCUCGCCUGAACAAUUCAACUUCCCAUUCUUUGAGCCUGUCACCCAGUCGUCACCCAUACUAAGCAACUCGGGCAAUUUGAUGAUGGGCGCCAUGUUCUCCUCCAAUACUUUUGGCGACUACGUCAACACGCAAGCUGUUGGUCCGGUCGAGGCAUUCUUUUCUAUGACAUCUGGCGACAAUGGUAUUGAAGAGAGUUCCGAGGAAGACGUUGGAGAAGUUGAAGAGGCGGAGCAAGGGCUUGCGAUCGACGACUUUAUCCACUUCGACGAGGACAGCUCGUCCGACGAAGAUAAUGACGGGGGUGCUGUAGCUGACGAUGACGACGACGUCUUUGUGACACCUGCACGGCCUUCCACUGCAUCCAGCGACGUCACACAUCUCCUCAGCCAACUUGAGAACAACUCCAACAUUGUUGGCACAUUCCGUCGGGACCAAGCCAACUCGCAACUGAUCAGGAACGGCAAAGCGACGCGAGAGUCACUCGCGUUCGGUGGGUCCUUCUACCAGGGCACGCUGCGUGGCAUCAAGGAUGGGCGCAUUCACAGCACCAACGUACCCAUCUCGCCAUUACGCAAGCAGAAGAAGAUGACAGAGCUCGCUAGCAGUCCUCUGUCCGGGAUGGCUCAGAAGCGAAAAGCAUCGUCUGAGCAACAGUGGAGCCACAAGCGCCACCGAAGCAUAUCCGACGUCAAUUCUCUGCACCUUUGA